CGAUAAGCAAAGAGCAGUAGUGUAUAAAAAAGAUAAAAUACUGCGUUUCAUGUGUGUGUCUCAGCAAACGCGCGCGGAAUCAAAAUAACCGUUAUAUAAAUUUUGAAUUUGUCAUUUUGCGACUUUCUUACAAAUAUUAUUAUAAAAAGCCUCUCUAAAUCUCGAGGCCUUGCAGAUAGAUUUCCAUACUGGCGUCCAUUACUACUCGUCGAGCUUUCCACAUUUACUCUUCCCUCCGAAAAAACAUGUCUGAACAAGUCUAUGAUUACCUUGUCAUUGGCGGUGGAUCAGGCGGUCUUGCUUCCGCUAGACGUGCUGGAGCCAUGCAUAACUCCAGCGUCGCUUUGAUUGAAGGCUCACCUCGUCUUGGUGGUACUUGUGUCAAUGUUGGCUGUGUCCCCAAGAAGGUCAUGUGGAAUACUGCCUCUAUUGCUGAAUCCCUGCACCAGGCCAAGGAAUACGGUUUUGACGUCGACGCCUCUAAGCAUAGCUUCAACUGGAACAUGCUCAAGCACAAGCGUGAUGCGUAUAUCAAGCGUUUGAACGGUAUCUACGAGAGAAAUCUCAACAAUGACAAGGUCCAAUACUACAGCGGUUAUGCCAGCUUUGUCAAUAAGAACACUGUCAAGAUUCAAGACGGUGACAAGGUCAGCGAAGUUCAAGCUAAGAAGAUUCUUAUCGCUGUUGGUGGUCAUCCCAUUAUCCCAGAUGUUCCCGGCGCUGAACUCGGUAUUUCUUCCGAUGGAUUCUUUGAUCUCGAACAUCAGCCAAAGCGUGUUGCUGUUAUUGGAACUGGUUAUAUUGGUGUUGAAUUGGCUGGUAUUUUCCACACCUUGGGUAGUGAAGUCACCAUCUUCUCUCGCACCAAACAAAUUUUGAGAUCGUUCGAUCCCAUCAUCAAGGAUACCUUGCUCAAGGAGAUGGAAAGCACUGGCGUCAACUUUGCUUUCGAUGCUGAUGUUCGUGGUUUGUCUCGAGAUGGCCCAGAGGGUUCUCCUAUCAAGGUUCAUUACACUACUGCAGGCACUCAAGCCGAAGGUGAUUUCGAUUGCGUUUUGUGGGCUGUUGGAAGAAUUCCCAACACCAAGAUCCUUAACCUUGAAGCUGCUGGUGUAACUACCGACAAGAGAGGUCACAUUGUUGUUGACGAUUAUCAAAACACUGCCGUCGAUGGUAUCUAUGCACUUGGAGAUGUUUGUGGCCAUGCUGAGCUCACUCCUGUUGCUAUUGCUGCUGGACGUAAGCUCUCUGACAGACUCUUUGGCCCUGAGAGCCUUCGUGAUUCAAAGUUGGAUUACAACAAUAUCCCCACUGUUGUUUUCUCUCACCCCACAGCCGGUACCAUUGGAUACACGGAAGAAGCUGCACGAAAGAAGUUCGGUGAUGAAAAUAUCAAGAUCUAUACUUCACGCUUCACCAACAUGUGGAAUGCUAUGCUUGAACACAAGGAUCCCACCGCUUACAAGCUCGUCUGCACUGGCCCUGAAGAGAAAGUAGUUGGUAUGCACAUCAUUGGUAGAGGCAGUGAUGAAAUUUUGCAAGGUUUUGCUGUCGCCAUCAAGAUGGGUGCUACCAAAGCCGACUUUGACUCAGCUGUCGCCAUUCACCCUACCGCUUCCGAAGAGCUCGUUACCAUGCGUUAAGUCCAUGAUCACUUCAAGACCUAUCAUGUAAAGAAAGAGCAAGCGUGUAAAGACCUGUAUUACUUGGACGAAGGUUUUUUAGACAAUGUAGUUAUAUGAUAAAUGAUAUUGGGAAUAAACAAUAUUCUAGCUCUGUCUUUUUUUUAAAAAAAAAAAAAAAAAAA
This is a messenger RNA of Umbelopsis ramanniana AG, 1807 nucleotides long. RefSeq lists its product as uncharacterized. Gene Ontology annotation, molecular function: flavin adenine dinucleotide binding; NADP binding; glutathione-disulfide reductase (NADPH) activity. NCBI's taxonomy places the organism in Eukaryota, Fungi, Mucoromycota, Umbelopsidomycetes, Umbelopsidales, Umbelopsidaceae. Gene Ontology annotation, biological process: cell redox homeostasis; glutathione metabolic process; cellular response to oxidative stress. Bases 246 to 1643 code for a protein of 465 amino acids. The transcript has 5 exons. The record is from RefSeq and is a predicted model, not a curated record. Gene Ontology annotation, cellular component: cytosol; mitochondrion.